This is a messenger RNA of Chenopodium quinoa (quinoa), 2416 nucleotides long. Its product is annotated as cytosolic sulfotransferase 15-like. The transcript has a single exon. Gene Ontology annotation, biological process: sulfation. The record is from RefSeq and is a predicted model, not a curated record. Bases 91 to 1041 code for a protein of 316 amino acids. NCBI's taxonomy places the organism in Eukaryota, Viridiplantae, Streptophyta, Magnoliopsida, Caryophyllales, Amaranthaceae. Gene Ontology annotation, cellular component: cytoplasm. Gene Ontology annotation, molecular function: sulfotransferase activity.
AUCAAUCAAUAAUGUCAUUUAAUUAGUCCAUGCUCUCUUUAUAUCAAUAUCAUAGCUCCUGUAUUUGCAAUUGUGUAUUUCAUUUAAGCAAUGGAAACCAUUAUUUCAACAAACACAGAAAAACUGAAAAACUCCCUACCAAAAGAGUUGUGGUUCGAUGGUUAUCCCUUGUACUUCUACCAAGGGUUUUGGGCUCCAACACUUGAAUGCAUAACUUCCUUUCAAAACCAUUUUGAAGCUCAAGACACUGAUAUCUUCGCAACCAGCUUUCGCAAAGUAGGCACAACUUGGCUCAAAUCCUUGGUGUUUGCCAUUUGUGACCGCGCAAAUCACCCACCUUCAAAGAGCCCCUUACUCACUCAUAACCCUCAUGAGUUAGUCCCCCAAUUCGAGUCCAAUAUUUAUGCUAAAUCAAAGAGUCCAAAUCUUAGCACCAUUAAGUCUCCUAGGCUUUUUGGUACACACAUCCCAUUUUCAUCCUUGCCAAGUUCAAUCAAGGGCGACUCAAAGAGCAAGAUCAUAUAUAUCUUUAGAAACCCAUUUGACACUUUUGUGUCCUCUUGGUUGUUUUAUCAAAAAGUGGAUAAUCACAAGGCUAAUAUGACGCCUAACAUGUUUAACCAAUUUUUUGACAUGUUUUGUGAAGGGAAAGUUCCUUUUGGACCGUACCCUAAUCAUGCAUUAGGGUAUUGGAGGGAGAGCCUCAAGAGGCCGGAGAAGGUGUUGUUUAUUAAGUACGAAGAUUUGAAGGCAGAUCCUAAACCUCAAUUGAAAAUAAUUGCGGAAUUUAUAGGAUUCCCAUUUUCAAAUCAAGAGGAGCAAGGAGGUGUCAUUGAUGAUAUUGUCAAGUUAUGCAGCAUUGAUAAUAUGAAAAAGGUCGCGGUAGAUAGUGAACAAGUUUAUCCUCUUAUUCAAAAUGAUAUUUUCUUCCGUAAAGGGGUGGUAGGAGAUUGGACUAAUCAUUUGACUCCAUCCAUGGUGGACAAGCUUGGGAAGAUUAUGGAAGGAAAAUUCUACGAUACCGGUUUAACAUAUAUGUAAGAAUGAUUGUCAUCAUUACCUUAACUAAAAUGUGCUUUAAUUUGUAUUUGCUUUGUGGUAAAAUAAUCGAUCACAUAUGAUGGGUGAUCUACGCUUGUAUUUAUUUCUAUUCUUAAAUAUGUUUCCUAGCGCUUGGUACCAAGUGUAAGGGAACAAGCUUGGAACGGCUUAGGGAUAUCCCCAACCCCCUUAUUUGUAUUGCCAAGUAGUUUAUAUUGUCUGUAACCCGAAUCCCCUUUUAGCUUUUGUAUUAGUUUGAUUAAGAGGUUUAAAUUUGCUCGUUAUUGUCUAAUGUUAGUUGAGAGCUAGCCUUCUUUUGACCGUUGUCAACAAUAAAUAAAAAAAUAAAAAAAUAAAAAAAAAAAAACUUCUUUUAUUAUUAGAGGCUAAGAUCCAUGAUUACUUGAUAUAAUUGAUCUGGUAUAAAUUUAUUAAUUUUCUAAUUACAGCUUUUGAUUGAGGUGACCUUAUAACGAUGAUUAUUAGCAAAGCCGAGAUCAUAGACGCACACAAAAGUUUCAUAACCAAACAAACCCAAAAUUGGCUGCCUAAUUGCCUAUAAAACGCCUCACAGCCCAAUAUAAAACCCAAACCACAAUAUCACUUAUCCUUUUCCCGAACAUUCCACCAAAAAUAGAAAUUCCUGAAAACAAAUCCUUCUAAAUUUCCCAAAUCAAACACCUCUCAAAUCUCAAUCAAACCCUAAUUCUCUCUCAUCGCAAAAAUGGAGGUCACCGGAGAAAACCUCACCCUUCUCCAGAAAAUCCGGCCACCAAAUCUCGAAGACGCCGGCUUAGAAGACUGCGCAUUACCUCCAGAUUUGAUCAAAGAAGCUUUUCUCAAAGCAGCCUCCGCCGUUGGCUCACGCGCCGCCUCUGUUUUCGCCGUCGAUGAUGACGAGAUCGACGGCGGAUGUGUGAGUGAUCCUUGGAUUGAAAAACACGCGCCGUCGGAUGCAUUGGUGGGGGUUGAACCUGAGAAAUCGCCUCCGGGAGCAUGCGCCGCCGGGAAGGGUGGCGCGUUGGUCGGAGAUGGUGAGGCGGCGGGUGAUGUGGUGGUUGUCGGAGAGAAAAAUGGGGAGGAGGUGGAGGGUGAGGUGGUGAAUGCUGGCGGUAAUGACGGUGGCCAAGGCGGGGAUUGUGUUGAUGGGUUAAGGGGAUUGGAGAUUAAGGGGAAGAAAGAAGAUGACGAAGAAGAACAAGAUGAGAAGAAACUUACUUUAGUUGAGGGUUUUUUUUUUAAUACUUGAAAAAUACUCCUUAAAAGUUUUAAGGUUUUUGUAUUAUUUAGUUUUUUUUAUGUUGUAGUUUCUGUUAAUAUAGAAUAAAUGUUGUAAAAUGUGAGCUUAAUGAAAUGGUAUUUGAUUCUGUUUUUA